AAUUUCAACGAUCUUCAUUCACAUCGAGUUUUACAACUGUUGAAGAAUGGCUGAAGAGUUUAGACCUUGUUAUCUAUUCCAAGAACCUCAUGGACAACGGUUUCGACGACAUAGACUUUCUGGGUGGUAAUAUCUUAGAAGAAGAUGACCUCAUAGAAAUGAAUAUAACGAACAAAGAACAUAGGCAAAAGAUCUUGGAAUCAUGUCACAGUCUUCCGGCACUCAAGCCUAUCAGUGAGAGUCAAGCACCUGAAUCUGUUGGAGAAUGGUUAAGGUCAUUACAUCUUGACCAGUACAUUGAUACUUUUAGAAGGAACGGGUAUUCUGAUAUGGAAAGAGCAAAAAAGCUAUGGGAAGUGGAGCUUAGUUCC
Parasteatoda tepidariorum (common house spider) is the source of this 371-nucleotide messenger RNA. The record is from RefSeq and is a predicted model, not a curated record. Lineage: Eukaryota; Metazoa; Arthropoda; Arachnida; Araneae; Theridiidae.